AUGUCUCCUUCUGUAAAGAACCAGGCUUCCAUCGUCGCUGGGCGACGACAAGAAGAACACCCCAAGCCAACAACACCCUACCCUGACCCAAGAGGGGCAAUGGAAACACCACUCAAUACGCCUGGUGGUAGCGGUAGUCUCGCGCCACAGACUCGAGAAAAUGCUCAGGAUGAGAUCGACAAAUCCCGUCCACACCGAGUAUCAGCCUUGAAGCAGGCCUGGCGAUUCUUCUCUGGUAGGUACAGAGCACUGCAACCAUCGCCCUAUCCUGAAGACCGACGUGGAAAGGCUACCCGGCUCGACGAGUCUCAAAUUCAGUCUUACUGGAACACCCCCUUUCAACCCGAACGCCAAGCGCCCCCCGCCUCGCACUCAACUAGGCAGUCUUUUGCUAAUGAUCAUGAGCCUGAGGACAUAGAGAUAGUGGCCUGGAAUCCUGGGCCACGCCGGUCCGUUCACAUUGUCCACGAUGACCCACGUCAAGCUGUUCGAUCCCAAGUUGCGCUUGUUGUCGAUCCUUCAACGGAAGAUUUCUCAUCGGGCUCAGACUCCGAGAGUUCUGUUACUUCUGCUUGUGACUCUUGCUCGGUUCCCACAACUCACUCGCAAGAUGAGACCUAUGGAGAAGAUGAGGAGGAGGAUAUCGUCAUGCAAGCAAGACGAGCGACCAGAGUAGGAAGAGCCACUCUGGUCACAUUUCCUGAACUCAACCGAAACCAGAACGAAGACGUGCAAGAGAGACGCCCACCCUCCGUCGACCUGGCUGACUGUUCAGUUAAAUGGGAUGAUGCACAAAGACUUGCUUAG
Molecule: messenger RNA, 807 nt
Organism: Fusarium venenatum
Lineage: Eukaryota; Fungi; Ascomycota; Sordariomycetes; Hypocreales; Nectriaceae
Source: RefSeq, a predicted model, not a curated record